Molecule: messenger RNA, 1334 nt
Organism: Neohortaea acidophila
Lineage: Eukaryota; Fungi; Ascomycota; Dothideomycetes; Mycosphaerellales; Teratosphaeriaceae
Product: zinc-binding oxidoreductase-like protein ToxD
Exons: 2
Coding region: 263-1276 (337 amino acids)
Molecular function (GO): oxidoreductase activity, acting on NAD(P)H
Source: RefSeq, a predicted model, not a curated record
CCUUGACACCGCAUCUCACCAAGCGCGUCAAGAAGGAGUAAUUGUUGACAUUAUCCUUUUGUCAAGUUGUUAGUAAGUGCCAUGUCAUGUAUUCUAAUCACCUCCCUCCUGCCACUACAGCAGCUCUUGCAACGGAUGGGCAUCGCAGGUAUAAGUAUCUUCGACAUGAUCUCUUCAAUGCGAAUCAGAACAUCCAGUCCAACCCCUCUCAUACUCUCAACCACCUGAUCAAAGUCAAAAGCCUACCUUCAUCACAUUCACAAUGACAAUGCGCGAAGCAAUCGUCUACGCCGGGCCGAGAGUCGAAAUCAUCGACUCUCCCAUCCCCAAAGCUCAACCGGGCCAAAUAGUCACCAAAGUCGUCGUGAGCGCCGCAAACCCCAAGGAUUGGAGACGACCCGCCCGCCUCCCCGACGAACCAGCCAUCAAUCAAGGCGACGAGCACGCCGGCUACGUGCACGAAGUCGGAGAGGGAGUCACGGAAUUCAAAGUCGGCGACCGCGUCGCUGCCCUCCACGAAAUCACCAAGUCCGGCGGCAGCUAUGCAGAGUACGCCGUCAGCUGGGCCCACGCUACCUUUCACUUGCCCCCAAACACGAGUUUCGAGGAGGGCGCUACCGUCCCCUUGACCGCCAUGACUGCCGCCGUCGGCCUGUAUGCCAAACUCCGCCUGCCGGAGCCUUGGCUACCCGCUGAGAAGGAGAUUCCGCUCGUCAUCUAUGGCGCCAGUUCGGCGGUUGGCUACUAUGCCGUCCAACUCGCGUUGAAGUCGAAUAUCCACCCCUUGAUCUGCGUCGCUGGCCGGGCCUCCGAGCGCGUGCAGAAACUCCUCGACCCCUCCAAAGGCGACACCAUAAUCGACUACCGCGGCGGCGAAGCAGCAGUCGUCCAAGGCCUCAAGGACGCCCUGAAAGGCCGCAAGCUCGAAUACGCCUACGACGCCGUGUCAGAGAAUGGCAGCUACCAGAACAUCGCCCAAGUCAUCGAUCACCACACCGGAGCCAUUACCGUCGUGCUGGCUGGCAAGAAGUACGACGAGAUUCCCGAGUCGAUCCAGAAGCCCUUUACCUUCGUUGGGUUCCUCUUCUCCGAUUUGAAGGAUUUUGGGUAUGUCUACUUCCGCUACUUUGAGAGGGGGUUGGAGGAGGGGUGGUUGAAGCCGCAGCCUCAUGAGCUGGUUCCUGGCGGGUUGCAUGGGGUUCAGCAGGGCUUGUUGAAUUUGAAGGAGGCGAAGUCCAGUGCGGUCAAGUAUGUGUUCAGGAAUGAAGAGCAGUAGGCAGAGGAUGUGUUGGAGAGGUCAUUACGAUUUACGAUGAUUCGAGAGAUAGACCGGC